AUGGCGCCCACCAGAAGCCGACCUAGCGAGGAAGAAGAGGAAGUGCUUGAGCUUCCCGACGACGAGGAGGAGGAAGAAGAAUAUGAAGAAGACGACGACGAGGAUGAUGAGGAUGGAGAUGAGGAUGACGAAGAGGAAGAGGAAGAACUAGAAGAUGAGGAGGAGGAGGAAGAACAAGCUCCCCCUCCCAAAAAGCGCAAGGCCGAAGCCGAAGCCUUACCUCCACCCAAGAAGUCCAAGCCUACAGAUGCUGAAGAGGAAGAUGGGGAAGACGAAGAGGACGAGGAGGAAGAGGAAAAUGGCGAGGAUGCUCCCGAAGACGACGCUGACGAGCAAGAGCAAGAAGAGGAUGAGCCUGCGGUCAAGACCAAAGUUAUUUCGGGCUCCGAAGGCAAACAGGCCGCGGCCACCGCCGAAACCGAGGAGCUCGACGACGAAGAAUAG
This is a messenger RNA of Fonsecaea erecta, 444 nucleotides long. RefSeq lists its product as hypothetical. Lineage: Eukaryota; Fungi; Ascomycota; Eurotiomycetes; Chaetothyriales; Herpotrichiellaceae. Bases 1 to 444 code for a protein of 147 amino acids. The transcript has 3 exons. The record is from RefSeq and is a predicted model, not a curated record.